Nymphaea colorata (pocket water lily) is the source of this 1484-nucleotide messenger RNA. RefSeq lists its product as uncharacterized. The transcript has a single exon. The record is from RefSeq and is a predicted model, not a curated record. Bases 461 to 1087 code for a protein of 208 amino acids. Lineage: Eukaryota; Viridiplantae; Streptophyta; Magnoliopsida; Nymphaeales; Nymphaeaceae.
GAACCAGUCUCUCUCUCUCGCUCGCUCUCGUGAUUCUUCUGAUUGUUGGCGUUAUUUUUCUUUGGUGUGUCGAUUGCUCCCCAGUUGAUCUUUUUAAGCCGAGAUACCAGGAGGCCAUCUCUCUCUCUCCUCUCUGAGUUCUGCGCGUUAUUUAAUUUGGGGUGUCAUUUGUUGUCCGUUUCAUUUCUUCCUCUCUUUUCUUACCGGAGGUCUAUUUUCUUAUCUAUUUCAUCGCCCCCUCUGUCUCAGUCUGCGUGUCUACCUCUGCCAUUGAUAGAAAGUAUCGCUUUCCACAUGGACGAAGAAAAAGGAGCAAUCGACAAAGAAAAAGGAGUCUGGUGACCCCCGUUUCUCUCUCUCUCUGGCUCUCUAAAGGCAUAUUUUUGGAGUAGUGAUACAGCGGGAAGGAGAGACAGAGAGAAGGUCGAAGUGUAAACAACAAUCAGCAGCGGGAAGGGGCAUGGAGGAUCAGAAGAGUCCCUCCUUCCUUCCAGCAUCCAAGGUCAAGGGCCUCCGCUUCGGCGGCCAGCUCCUCAUCAAGAACUUCACCAUCCGCCGCGCCUCUCCUCCCCAACUCCUCCGCCUCCUCCCCUCCGCCGCCGCCGCCGCUGCCGCCGUGUCCACCACCGGUUCCUCCUCCUCCCCUUUUUCCUCCACGGCCGCUUACCUGCCCACCAACUUCACCAUCCUCGCCCACCACGCCCUCCACACCCUUACCCUCGGCCUCGGUACCAAGAAGUCCAAGGUCGUCAUCUUCGUCUUCGAGUCCGGCGCCCUCAGGGCCGGCGUCGAGCGGUCGUGGCCGUCGGAGAUCGCGCUGGGGGAGGUCAACCGCCGGCUCAUCCGCGGGCUCGCCGGGUUCGAGAUGGCGCGGUUCAAGUUUAGGAAAGGUUGCAUUACUUUCUACGUCUACGCCGUGAGGCGGGCGGGAAGCGCCGGCUUCUCCAGCGGCGAGGAGCUCAGAAGGGUCGUCCAGGCCGUCGCCUCCCUCAACGACUUCUUGGACCAUACCGCCAUGCUCGCCAUGCCUCAUCAGAAGAGCCUAUCUCACAUCCCCUCCGUCCGCCUUACCACCAUGGCUCACUAAUCUCUCUCUCUCUCUCUCUGACUCUUUUUUUAUCUCUCAAUUUGUUUUAUUUUAUUUCUCAUUUCAUCUCUCACUCUCUCUCUGUGAAUUGAGGGGCGUGGUGUACAGAUGGGCCUUGCCGUGUUCGUUUCUCUCAGUCCUUGGACAUUAAUUUUGCAAAAACGAUACUUUAUGAUUUUGGUUUUCUUAUUUCUCUCUCUCUCUCUCUCUCUCUUGACUGAGAGGUAUGAUGUACAGUUGGCCGGGUUCUGAUUAGUGACUGCAGUGGUGAGUCUCUCUCUUGUAUUUUCUUUUGGAGUUUUUGUGUGAGAAGUUAUUGUUUUCCUUUAAACUUGAGAGUGUGUAUUGUAGUGUUGAAAUUUUUUAUGAGGCUAAACAAAAAUGGGUAUUUCAUCUU